This is a messenger RNA of Lithohypha guttulata, 1530 nucleotides long. It is a transcript of the gene ISC1, whose product is annotated as phospholipase C type enzyme. The coding region runs from base 1 to 1530 and encodes 509 amino acids. The record is from RefSeq and is a predicted model, not a curated record. Lineage: Eukaryota; Fungi; Ascomycota; Eurotiomycetes; Chaetothyriales; Trichomeriaceae. Gene Ontology annotation, molecular function: sphingomyelin phosphodiesterase activity. The transcript has a single exon.
AUGGCGCCAACUUCUGCCGCAGCACGCAGCAGGGAGACGACGCUCCUCGAUUCUGAUGAAAUUGUUUCAUCUCUACAUAUUUUAACACUGAAUUGUUGGGGACUGAAGUAUUUAGCGAAAUACCGCAUCGAACGACUGGCUGAAAUUGGCAGGCGGUUGUCACUUCAUCAACCAGCCUUGGACAUUGUGGGUCUUCAGGAAUGCUGGACCUACAGUGACUAUCAGUCUAUCCGACAGAGCACGAAGAGAGUUUUACCAUAUGGAAAGUUCUACCACUCUGGCAUCUUUGGUGGUGGAUUGGUCAUAUUGAGCCGCUUUCCUAUUGUUGAAUCGUCGAUGUUUCGUUACCCUCUGAAUGGCCGACCGACAGCGUUCUUCCGUGGCGACUGGUUUGUGGGAAAGGGUGUAGCUUGUGCGAAGUUGCGACUUCCCGACGGACAGAUUGCGGAAGUGUUCAACACCCAUCUACAUGCUCCUUAUGAAAGAGAACCAAAUGACAGCUACAUCUGUCAUAGGACAGCACAAGCCUGGGACAUCGCGAAAUUGAUGAAGGAUGCUAGACUUCGGGGCCAUCUUGUGAUAGGGCUUGGUGAUUUUAAUAUGGUUCCUAUGAGUUUCGCGCAUGUUCUCAUCGAGAGUCGCGGGUCGGUGCGUGAUGUUUGGCGAGACGCCAAACCUGCUAGCAGUAUCGGAGCCAGCAUCGAUGUCGCCGAAGCAGAUCGACGAAAACGGCUGCAGCUUGCACCAACACCAGAUGUACAGGAGAGCCUCAAUGAACACGGACAUACCUGCGAUAGCAUUGUCAAUACCUGGCGUUGGAACGAGGCUCAUAGAAAGGCUUUGGAGAAAGGUCAUGACCGGGAGAUCUUACCCGCAGAGCUCGACCCUCGUGCCAAGCGACUCGAUUACAUCUUCUUUGGAGGGUUCGAGGAAGGUUGGAAAGUCGACCAAGUACAAGUCGCUCUGACCGAAAGACAUCCCACAAUACGUUGCUCGCUUAGUGAUCACUUCGCAGUUGAGGCAACACUUUCGCAAGGCUCACCUUCUACGAGCUCGUUUCUAGAGGUGGAAGCACAAGGCCCAUUACAACGGCCAAGGUCCGGUAGUGCGACGGAAGACAUCGUUAGUAUGAGAGACGCAGACCUUGCAAAGCUGAUAUCACAUCAACCCACCACAAGUGUAAUCACACCGUCCUUCUAUGAGCAGAUCCUGGCCAUGAUAAACAAAUACACAUUGCGAGAGCGAAAACAACGACGAUGGAGACUAGGGCACUUCAUAGGAUCUGCUCUGUUCUCAAUCGGCAGCUUUGUCGCAAUAUGGUGGUCCAAAUACAACUACGUUGCAUUUGUCCUACUUUUGAUUAGCACGCUCGGUAUCUUGGGAGGCACAUUGGAUGGCCUUAUCGGAGGUUUGUUCGUCGGAUCCGAGUUACGAGCACUGAACGAAUUCGAAUGGGAAGUGCGAAAUGCGCUUUAUCUCGAAGGCGGACCUAUGCCUGAAGAGAAACCUCUCCAGGAUUGGUAUGACUGA